CAAAUGCAGCAGAAACUCCAGACUGUACCUUUAAAAAUGAUACACUAAGUUAUGAUCUUUCAAAAUUAAAGCAGGACUCUGCUGAAUAUUAUGAAACGACAGAUUCAAAAAAUAAAUUUAUUUUGAACGUUUGUAAUGGUCUAUCGGAACUAAAAGAUGAUUUGAAAGAUGCUAAAAAUGUUGGCGCCUCUUUAAAAAACGACAAAGAAAAAUGGAUAUCUUUAGGGAAAAAUAAUUCGGAGCUCUUUAUCCAAAAUGACGAACUUUUUUUACGUUACGGUGACGGCGAUGCAUGCCCAGAUCAAUCAGAUGAGGUUAAAAGAGAAACUUAUAUUCAUUUCAUAUGCGAUAAUACAAUUGAGGGCAAAGGAACUCCAAAAUUGCUCAUAAGUCCAAGAAACUGUGUUUACAUAUUUGAAUGGAAAACAUCCGCUGCGUGCCCAGUAGACAAAGCCGAGAGUUUGAGUGGUUGGGGUGUUUUCUUUACAAUCUUCUUUAUUGCGUUGCUGGUUUAUUUCGUGGGUGGAAUUGUCUAUAAUCGAAUGGUGCAUAAUGCUGUUGGUUUCAGUCAAUUACCUAACUGGGAAUUUUGGAGAGAUGCCUGGGACUUCGUCAAGGAUAUGUUUUUGAUCUUAAUGGCGCAGUGUCCUUCAUUCGGAAGACGAGCCCCAAGAAAUUAUAGGAAUUUGCCUAGAGACGAUGAAAAUAUAUUAAUUGAAGAAGAAUUCGAGGAACAUUAA
This is a messenger RNA of Ambispora gerdemannii, 740 nucleotides long. The record is from the annotation of a GenBank genome assembly. NCBI's taxonomy places the organism in Eukaryota, Fungi, Glomeromycota, Glomeromycetes, Archaeosporales, Ambisporaceae.